Molecule: messenger RNA, 1488 nt
Organism: Lepisosteus oculatus (spotted gar)
Lineage: Eukaryota; Metazoa; Chordata; Actinopteri; Semionotiformes; Lepisosteidae
Source: RefSeq, a predicted model, not a curated record
AUGGCAACAUUUACUUACAAAGUGUCAGUGACCACAGGUAACAUAGAUUAUGCUGGAACCAAUGACUAUGUUUAUAUCACCCUGAUAGGCACUGAUGACAGGAGCGAGACUUUCACACUGGACAACUGGGGCAAUGAUCGGAAAGUGCAACUAUAUCGGAAGAAAGAUUGGUUUUUUGGGUCUCAGUAUCUAAACGGCACCAACCCCAUACUGAUCAAACACUGCAAGGAGAUCCCCCAAAACUUCCCAGUUACUAAUGAGAUGGUCCAUAAAUUCCUGGAAAAAUCCAGCGGCCUUCAGGAAGAAAUGGAGAAGGGCCAUAUCUACCUUGUGGACUAUAAGCAGCUCGAUGGCAUCAAGACCAACACCAUCAAUAAACAGAAGCAAUUCCUUGCUGCUCCUCUCUGCCUGCUGUAUUUGGAUCGUGAAGAAAACCUGAGGCCCAUUGCCAUCCAGCUCAAGCAGAAGGCAGAACCAGAAAACCCCAUAUUCCUGCCCAGCGACUCUGUCAGCUGGCUCUUGGCGAAGACCUAUGUGCGCAGUGCUGACUUUAACUAUUUCGAGUUGGUUACUAACUUACUGCGAACCCACAUGUUGGCAGAGGUAUUCUGUGUUGCCACCCUCAGGCAGUUACCCUCAGUGCACCCUUUGUUCAAGCUCCUGAUUCCUCACAUGAGAUACACCCUUCACAUCAAUAUUAUGGCAAGAAAUGUUUUGGUGUCAGGAGGUGGACUUUUUGACAAGGCCUCCAGCACUGGAGGACUGGGGAAGUUUGAAGUGAUGCAGAGAGGUUUUACUUCCCUGACUUACAGCUCCUUCUGUCUGCCGGAGGACAUUGCCGCUUGUGGGGUUGAACGAAUACCCAACUACCACUACCGCGAUGAUGGCCUUAAACUGUGGGCUGCGAUCAACAGGUUUGUGGAGGGCAUACUGAAACAUUACUACCUGGAAGACAAGGAUGUCCUGGAGGACACCGAGCUGCAGGCCUGAAUAAAGGAUAUCUUCACCAAUGGGUUCCUGGGAAGGGAACAGUUAGGUAUUCCAGAAAGCUUCCCCACUGUUCAGAAGCUGAAAAAGUUUCUCACCAUGGUUAUAUUCACCUGCUCAGUGCAACACAGUGCAGUCAACAGUGGACAGUUUGACUAUUGUUCCUGGAUGCCUAAUGUCCCCUUCACAAUGGCCCGACCUCCACCCUCCAUGAAGCAGGACCUCCUCUUUUCUGAGAUCAUCCGCAGCGUAGCCGAUAGCAGGAGCACCUUGACCACUCUGGCCAUCACUAGGAUGCUCAGCCACACUUACCUUGAAAAAGUUAAACUGGGAGACUAUCCAGAGAAGCUCUUCACACAGAAAAGACCUCAGGAUCUGAUUUUAAGAUUCAGAUCUGACCUGGAGAAGAUUGAAGAUGAAAUAACGUCCCGCAAUAAAAGCACAGAAGUGAAAUACACUUACAUGCUUCCAUCUGUCGUGAGGAACAGUGUGGCUAUCUGA